Messenger RNA from Impatiens glandulifera, 1454 nucleotides. RefSeq names its product eukaryotic translation initiation factor 3 subunit H-like. Gene Ontology annotation, cellular component: eukaryotic 43S preinitiation complex; cytosol; cytoplasm. Bases 141 to 1154 code for a protein of 337 amino acids. Lineage: Eukaryota; Viridiplantae; Streptophyta; Magnoliopsida; Ericales; Balsaminaceae. The transcript has 12 exons. The record is from RefSeq and is a predicted model, not a curated record. Gene Ontology annotation, molecular function: protein binding; metallopeptidase activity; translation initiation factor activity.
AAAAAUUACGUCUCUCUCUCUCUUCCUUCUAGUUCUAGGGUUUAGCAGCAGAACGAAUAGCCAUAGUUUUGCAUCUUCUCUUUGAGCAACUGCGAUAAUCCAUAAAUUAUCUCCGAGGCCAAGAAAUCUUCACUAACACCAUGGCCAACGCAAUUCCUCGCUCCUUUUUACAAGUGGCUUCGACAGAAGAAGUUGUUUCCUCUUUGAGAGUUGUUCAGAUGGAAGGACUGGCUAUUUUGAAGAUAAUCAAGCACUGUAAGGAGUUUUCACCAGCUCUUGUCACCGGGCAACUUCUUGGAUUAGAUGUUGGGAGUGUUCUUGAAAUUACUAACUGCUUUCCGUUCCCGACCCGUGAAGAAGACGAGGAGAUUGAAGCAGAUGGAGCUAAUUAUCAGCUUGAGAUGAUGAGAUGCUUGAGGGAGGUUAAUGUUGAUAACAACACUGUUGGGUGGUAUCAGUCCACCUUAUUGGGUUCUUUCCAGACUGUUGAACUCAUUGAGACAUUUAUGAAUUACCAGGAGAAUAUUCGACGAUGCGUAUGCAUCAUAUAUGAUCCUUCAAAGUCCAACCAAGGUGUUCUGGCCCUCAAGGCGCUGAAGCUUUCAGAUUCUUUUAUGGAUCUUUACCGCAAUAAUAAUUUUACGGGAGAGAAAUUGAGAGAGAAAAAUUUAUCAUGGGUAGACAUCUUUGAGGAGAUACCUAUUAAGGUGUCAAAUUCUGCUCUAGUCAGUGCUUUUAUGACAGAGCUUGAAGCUGAUACACCAGUAACCCAGUGCGAUUAUGAUAGGUUGCAUUUGUCAACAAACCCAUAUAUGGAAAGAAAUGUGGAGUUCUUGAUCGAGUGCAUGGAUGACUUGUCCAUGGAACAGCAAAAGUUCCAAUUUUACUACAGAAAUUUGUCUCGCCAACAAGCUCAGCAGCAACAGUGGCUUCAGAAGAGAAGGCUAGAGAAUAUGGCGCGUAAAGCUGCCGGGGAAGAACUGCUACCUGAGGAAGAUCCAUCAAACCCCACUUUUAAGCCAAUUCCUGAACCAUCGCGUCUAGAUACUUUUCUUAUUACGAAUCAAGUCUCCAACUAUUGCAACCAAAUUCAGGGUUCUGCUGGACAGAGCUUCAGCAAAUUGUAUUUGAUGAAGGCUUUGCAGGAGAAUUGAUUUACAGUGAUUGCCCCCAUCCAUCUUGGUUAUGGCUUGGGCUAUAGACGCAGCGUUAAUGCCCAUUUUUUAGCCGCCUAAGGUUAAGUCAAAAUUUUGAAUUUAAGCCUGAGAGCCGAGGGUUGUUCUUUAGUUGUAGUCUCUACUUUCUCUCGAACACUUAAGAUUAUUACUUUUUUUGAUCUUUUAUAUUUAUACUCUCUUUAUGCCUUUGCAUUUAAGUUGCAAAUACAUGUGAUAUUGUACAAUGGUGUUAUUUUUGGUGAUUGAAGUUUUUUGGCUGAUGUUUAUUUGAAGCAA